Molecule: messenger RNA, 1279 nt
Organism: Leguminivora glycinivorella
Lineage: Eukaryota; Metazoa; Arthropoda; Insecta; Lepidoptera; Tortricidae
Exons: 5
Coding region: 635-1279 (214 amino acids)
Source: RefSeq, a predicted model, not a curated record
GUUCGUUCAAUUUUAUAUUUAUUUUUACUUUUUGUAGUUUUUGGUAUUUUUUCGUUGGAAAGUAAUUACUAAUUAUUCUUAACAUCUGCCAUCAUUUUACAUCACCAACCAUUCAGAAUUUAAAAUAAUUCCAAAACACAAAUUUCCAUAGUCGCCGGCUAGGAUUCGAACUGGGAACCUCCUGCAUAGCUAUCCAUGCAUCGAACCUCCACACCAAAUGACCAAUUGAAAAAGCCUACGAAAUUAGUCCCUGGUUGUGUCAACAUCAACAAAUACGAACUUUGUCCGCAACAGCACGAUGCUCGACUUGCUAUGAGUGGAAGAGAGAGGGCAAAUAAGAACAAUUCUAUGCAAUGAAGUAAAACUUAAGUUACAGCAUGAUGAUAAUUUAAUUUUAUUAUAAUUCAAAUUAAUUCAAAUAAUAUUUUUUAUAACUAUAAGUUUUUCGAUACAUUUCAUUACUUUUUGUAUUAAGAAAAACAACUUGUAAGGGUACUGAGGGUAGAUAGACAUUUCCGUCUUAUUCGAGUCUUUACUAAUUACCUACCUUACAAUUCACGUAUAACUCAUUCAGUUCAUUUCUGUGUCUGGGUAUCCUGUUCUUUGCUUUCUUUGUGCCUUUUUUUAUUUAACUAUGAGUUCGCAUAAUAAUAUUGACGUAGUCAAAAGAUCGCAAAUAAUUGCGUUGCACGAAGAAGGGAGAAACAUUUCAGAGAUAGCUAGAGAAACCGGUGUGAAUUGGAAAACUGCUAGUUUGUGGAUACAACGUUUCCAAAUGGAAGGGUCGCUGUCACACCGCCAGAGGUCUGGCAGACCGAGCCUUAUAGACCCCUCACAACGUCAGCUUAUGGUGAGGGAAUAUGAGGAAAAUGGUUUCAAACCGACAAGCCACUAUGCCCGUUUAUUUGGCACCUGUGCGGACACGCUUAGUGGAUUUACAGUGCGUGCAGCAUCGGAUUGGCGUCCUUUUACUCGGGACUGUACAAACAGAGGCUGGGACGUGACGAGCCUACUGCUCACCGAGACAGCUAGCGCGCUCAACAUCCAGUGGCAAAAGGCGGUCCAGGUGGAGUUUGAAGACUUUGAAGCAGCAAUGUUACCCAAGAGUAAGAACAAGUCACCAUGUAUUUGGAAUGUAGAACAGACUAAUACAAUAGAAGCGUGUCUGGAUAUUUGUGAACACAUUGGGCGCUCAGAUAUAUUGAGUGUAGUGGUGUCGCAAUAUCGGGCGCGGCUAAACGCUCGGCUCACGGCCGCCCGCCGCCCACUCGCCGCUUAA